Molecule: messenger RNA, 1344 nt
Organism: Lacerta agilis (Sand lizard)
Lineage: Eukaryota; Metazoa; Chordata; Lepidosauria; Squamata; Lacertidae
Product: C-type lectin domain family 4 member E-like
Exons: 6
Coding region: 485-1306 (273 amino acids)
Source: RefSeq, a predicted model, not a curated record
AAAUGGCUUCCAUCGAAUAAGAGCCACUUCUGAGGAGGUGUUUGGCUUGUGGAAACAGGAACUUAAGUGCAAAGUACCUCCAUAUAGCUUUAGGAGACCACACAACUUUUCUCCCAGCAGAGAAGUGACUGUGACAGCAGGGACACAUUCUGAACCAAAGUGAGGCAUGUUAACAUUUUGUUAAGUGCUCAGUAGUUGCAGAACUGCAGUGCUUAAAAGUGUCCACAGCAUCUUUGCAAGGGAGAUGCACGAGGAGGAAAAACAGAACAACAAAUGGUGGUUUCCCUUGGCUUUUACCAAGUAAACAAGAAGACUUUCCCCUACCCCAAGCAGUGAGGUGGUGCUAGGGGUGGGCAUUUAGGGGCCGCCUGACUCAUUUGUGGCUUGCUAGAUAGAAGAGAAGCUGAUAGUGACAGAAAGGAAGCACAGGUGGCUGUGUUGCAUCUGCCCCAAGAACUCUGACUUGGAGCAGCCUUAACCUACCAUGGAUGACAGCUAUCAGAAUGAAGAAUACUACAAUGACAAUGUGUCAGAGAAAAUAUCCCACACUGAGGAAGUGCACUCAGAGUUAGAACCUACAAAAGCAGGUAAUGGGGAGAAUGAGAAGAAAUUCUCAAAGGACUCAUUGAUUUUGGACCAGGGAUAUGAGAAUGCUGAGCCAGAAUAUGAGUACAUCGGGUUUUCUGGCAUACGGAUGAGAAGGCUACCAGACAACAGAGGGAAAGCAGAGCCAGCACUGUAUACAUUUGAGGAUGACAAGUGGGGACCUUUUGUCAGGAAACCUGUCUGCAUCUUCUCACUUCUGCUGCUCUGCUCCCUUAUCAUGGUGAAAGUUGCUUUCGUGAUGACAUCUGUUAGAUGCUUUUCAGUGUGUCCAGAUGAAUGGGCAGCAUUUCAGGAGAAAUGCUAUUACUUUCCCAUAAAAACAGGAAGUUGGGGUAAGGUCAGAAGCUUCUGCCGACGCCUGGGUGCAGAUCUGAUGAUAAUUGACAACAAUACGGAACAGGACUUUCUGAUUUAUAAAAUGGAUUCCACGAAGAAACUGUGGAUUGGCUUGCGUUAUGCAGAGGAUGUACCAGGGUGGCAAUGGGUGGAUGGUACAGAGUUGACCUUUGAAAACUGGGAGACGCCAGAUAACAUUCAACUUACCGACAAAUAUAAUUAUAAAACCCAUUGUGUUGUUACUUCAGUUGAAGCCUCAAAGGGCAAGUGGAACAACAUUCCCUGUGAUAAGCUCCAUCAAUCUGUCUGUGAAAGGGACAAGGAGGUGACCUGCGUUCUGCAGUCUCCACUUUCACCCCACUGAAAUGAUUUGCUUUAUUUUUAUUCCAUAGAAACAAUUUU